CUUAUGGAGCGGCGAGGUUAUGGAGAAGAGUAUAUAAGUCGCUACAAGAUGAUGACCAGAUUUCACCACCAAAGAGUGCCUCUGGUAAUCCUUGUCUGUGGAACUGCUUGUGUUGGGAAGUCCACUAUAGCCACCCAACUUGCCCAAAGGCUAAAUUUGCCGAAUGUUUUACAGACAGAUAUGGUUUAUGAAUUGCUACGAACAUCAACAGAUGCUCCAUUGGCCUCAACUCCUGUAUGGGCACGGAAUUUCAGCUCCUCAGAGGAAUUAAUUACUGAGUUUUGUCGAGAAUGCCGGAUCGUUCGAAAAGGUUUGGCUGGUGAUUUGAAGAAAGCAAUGAAAGAUGGAAAACCAAUUAUAAUUGAGGUACAUUUGU
Molecule: messenger RNA, 376 nt
Organism: Carica papaya (papaya)
Lineage: Eukaryota; Viridiplantae; Streptophyta; Magnoliopsida; Brassicales; Caricaceae
Source: RefSeq, a predicted model, not a curated record